Molecule: messenger RNA, 4482 nt
Organism: Cydia strobilella
Lineage: Eukaryota; Metazoa; Arthropoda; Insecta; Lepidoptera; Tortricidae
Product: zinc finger protein 718-like
Exons: 7
Coding region: 124-2346 (740 amino acids)
Biological process (GO): regulation of transcription by RNA polymerase II
Cellular component (GO): nucleus
Molecular function (GO): DNA-binding transcription factor activity, RNA polymerase II-specific; RNA polymerase II transcription regulatory region sequence-specific DNA binding; zinc ion binding
Source: RefSeq, a predicted model, not a curated record
CUGACUGUGCAGUGCAAAUGCCGAGCGAACCGAACAUGUGAAAAUUUCUACUGUUUUACACAGUAUUUUACUCGCAUAUAUGAAUAUAAAUUCGGUGAAGAGCGUUUUGAAGUGACUAAUGUGAUGGAAUCAAUAAACCAGUGUCACUGCUGCCUGCAGCAACCCUCGCAGAAAGACUUGAGGACACCGUACACUCUACUCGGCAUUACGGAAAUAUAUUCGGUCAUGAUAGAAGAAUGCUUUUCAAUGAAACUAACAACAUGUGUUGAGGGCGAGAGUGGUAUCUGCGAGGUGUGUCUGGGGCGCCUGCGGGAGGCGUGCCACUUUAAGAUGCAAGUGCUGCGAUGCCAGGCCAAACUGCAGGAGAGGUUCGAGGAAAAAUUGAGUGUCAAAGAGGAAGAAGCCUCAGAAGAACUACCUGAAGAUGGCCCGUGCAGCGAGUCUCCCGAACCUUCUUUGUCUUCAGACGAGGAGCCUCCGGGACCGCUGCCUGAAGAUAACCCGCAAGACCAUUAUCUGUUACAUAUUUCAGUGUCUUCAACCGACGAGUACAGAGUUAGCACGGCGCCUCUGUCCUCGCGCGCCUUGCAGCAGCUCGCGCUGGCGUGCUCCGUGAGGCUCGAGCGCCUCCGCGACUCCCCGCGCGCGAGCCAGCCGUGUCCCGUGACGUCACACCGCGAGCCGAGCCAGCCGUGUCCCGUGACGUCACACCGCGAGCCGAGCCAGCCGUGUCCCGUGACGUCACACCGCGAGCCGUGCCAGCCGUGUCCCGUGACGUCACACCGCGAGCCGAGCCAGCCGUGUCCCGUGACGUCAUACCGCGAGCCGAGACAGCCGUGUCCCGUGACGUCAUACCGCGAGCCGAGCCAGCCGUGUCCCGUGACGUCACACCGCGAGCCGAGCCCCGCCAGCAGUGUGAAGGAUGAACCCGGUGACACCAUCGCCGAGGAACAAGCCUACGCGUCCGAUCUAGAAUCAUCAAUUAAAUCAGAACCAAAUGAUGACGAAGUGGAAGAAGACCAGCUGCUUGCUGUGUCACCCGCAGCUGUUGAGGUCCCAUUGGCGCCCCAUGACUCGGUGCCCGUGCAGGCGAGUCCCGUGACAUCACACCACGAGCCGAGCCAGCCGUGUCCCGUGACGUCACACCACGAGCCGAGCCAGCCGUGUCCCGUGACGUCACACCGCGAGCCGGCUCCAGCGAGUGUGACGUUGCCUGAUGCCUCCCGCCCACAAGCCCACACACACCAACCUAGCUCAAUCGGACAAAUAAAUAACCAGCACACAGACACUAAUGCAAUAUAUUCAUGCAAAAUCUGUCCACAAAAGUUUUCAAACAAAACUCUGUUCAACCGACAUGUACACACUCACAAGGAACUCGAAACAUACAUUUGUGAUAUGUGUAAUAUGAAAUUCAGGUUGAAAUCAGUUUUAAUCAGACAUAUUUUUAAGUUACAUAUGAAGAUAAAUCACGUGUGCAAAGUUUGCAACAAAAUGUUUGCAAGAAUGUGGUAUUUAAAAAAACAUCAAAGACUUCACACUGGUGACAAACCAUACAAAUGUAAGGUAUGUAAUAAGAAAUUUGCACUUGAUAAAUAUUUAAAAUUACAUAAAACUGUUCACACUGGUGAAAAACGAUACAAGUGUGAAAAAUGUAACAAACUAUUCAGGGAUCGUAGUUCGUUGAACGGACACAAAAAAAUUCACACCGGAGACAAAAAAUUUAGCUGUGAUCAAUGCGGCCUUCGUUUUAUACGAAACAGAACUUUAACUGAACACAAAAAAGUUCACACGGGUGAGAAAUUAUAUAAGUGUGAUGAAUGUGACCAAUUAUUUAGAUAUAGGCACUCUUUAAAAACACAUAAAAAAAAUCAUGCUCGAGGUGAUAUUUUCAGCUGCAACGUUUGCGACGAGAAAUUUCCACUAAAACAGCUUUUAGUUAAACAUAAAAAGAAGCACAUCGGAGUAAAAGCGUACCGCUGCGAAGAAUGUAACAAGAGAUUUAAGAUACAAAGUCAUUUAGAUCUCCAUAAAAUAACGCACAAUGGAGACAGACCAUACAUCUGUGAUAGGUGUGGUAAGCGAUUUAAACGAAAACAUAACUUAGAUCAACAUAAAAAAAAUCAUGCAGAAAAAUCUCACAGUUGUAGUAAAUGUAACAAGCAAUUCACACACAAACAUCAGUUAGAUGCACAUGAAAGAACUCACACUAAAGAAAAAGCAUACGUUUGUGAAAAAUGUGGUGCGCGAUUCGCGCAAAAUUAUAUUUUACAGAAACAUAAACAAAUUCAUUGUGAAAAGGUACCCGUGACUGUGAAGAAACUAACUAAAGGAAAAGUUGCAAAAUAAGAUAAACACAAACAACAAAGGAAGAUUAAUACAAAAUAGUGUAUCAAACGUGCUUCAGUGUGCAAACAAAAUCUAAUUUGAAAGUAUAAUAUUUUUCCCUUCACUAGCUCGGAAAGCCGUCUAUUAUCCUUUAAAACAAGCGGGGAAAAACGCAUUUUAUCCACUAGUGGGGAAAGUAAUUUGACCUUGAAUGGAGCGUGUUUAAGUAGCUUGACAGAUAACAAAACGUAAAACGCUCAUGAUAAUGGUUCGUUCGAUAUUAAUUAUCAUUAAAUAAAUGGUUUGAGAAUCUAAUAAAAAAUACCAAAUUUAGCUUUAUUUAAUAAUUUUAAGUCAUAAACCUUAAAAUUCCAUAAGAAACGUUAGAUUUUUUGUAAUGAUGUUAAAUAUAAUUCUGAACGCACAAGUUGUCGAUGCAAUUUCAAAACGCAUCGUUGACAUUUCAUACGUCAGAACAGAAAUGUCAACAUUGUCAACAAAAUUUUUACUGUUCUUCUCACCGACUCACGUAAAAAUCGAAUUUCUAGUGUUUUCUGUUAUAAUAUCGUAAAAAAAUUAGUGAUUCCAGUGAUGAAGAUGAUCUAACGCCUGUGGAUGUUGCACUUUCCUCGCUAUAGUGAGGGGAAAAGUUUUGUGUUACACACGGGUGCAAAUGUAUUUUACUUCUCGUGUGUUGAAACACUCGCGGGUAAAAUACAACUUUGCACCCUUAUAUAACAAAUAACUAUUGUUCUUAAAGAUGAUAUCAUUGUUACUAAAGCACAGUAGGGUCAAUGUGCAGAAAAAUGACAUGCGUCUAAAAGUUUUGGUUAGGAAGACCGUCAUAGGGCAAGAUUUAUCGUAUUUGUACAUUAACUCAAAACAAAAACGGCCGUUUUAACUUUGGACGCAUAGAUUGACGAAUUCAGCAAACGUAAUAACUGUUAUAAUGUAUUAAAAAGGUACUUAAGAACAAAAUACAGUACGUAGCGGCCCCCUUUUUUAAAUAUCUAUCGUUGAUUUUAAAUAAUUACAAUUAUUUAGCAGUGGCGCUAGUGAGCACUUUGAUGGACUCUUAAAUAUCAAAUGGUCAACGCCAUCUAGCCGAGCAUAGGCCAAAGGUAUGGCGCCAUCUAUCCGAGAAUGACUAUUAUUUAUUUCCGAGGCACGUUUUUUCCUUAGGCUUUAUUCAUCUUAUUCGGAGUUACAUAGGUCUUUGGUAGGGUGUACCUUUUUUAUAGAGAUGACGUAUCGAUACAGCUAGGCGACCAUUUGGUUGAGUGGCUGAAAUGGUAAAGAGGACGAUUUGAUAAAGUACUAGACAUUUUAAAGUUAGUUAAUAAUUAUGCUACUCUCCGGCCGUCCUAGUCUGGGACCGGUCUGAAAACCAGCGCCAGGCAUCUCGGCCCGGCACACGCUGAGACUGGAAACCCUUUGCCCAAUUGAUUGUAUUUACUUAUAAAUUAAUAAUUGUUUUUUCUUAUUCUUGUUUUAUGUAAUUUUAUUUUAUUUUCUUUUGUACUUGAUAAUGUGGCAAUAAACAAUUCUUAUUCUUAAAGUGGACAUUCUGACACAGUGGAUACUGUGGGUACAAAGGUUUCUUGUUUGUAUUUGAAUUUAAACAUUGCCAUGUAUAAUGUGUGUUUUUGUAAAGACAAAUCCAAAUCUAUAAAAAAAGUGUGUGAUGUGGGGAAUUUUAAUACUCGUUACCCAGAUAACUUUUAUUUGCCGAAAGUAAAAACGAAAUUAUUUAAAAACAGUUGCUAUCCGAUGGCCAUUAGAUUAUUUAAUGCUCUUCCGAAUAAUCUCAAAAACUUGUCCUUAAGGGAACUGAAAAGAGAACUUUCAUAAUGGUUGCUAGAGCAAUGUUUCUACUCUGUUAACGAAUUCCUGAAGAGAAAUAAAAUUGCCCGUAGCUAUUAUGUUAUUGAAUGUAUUGACUGUAAAUUCGUAAUAAUAGUUUUAGUUAUACUAGAAUAAGUAUACUUAUAUUUGCAUGUCUUUAUUGACAAAGCAUGUGAAACUCAUCUGUUGUAAAUACCUUUGUAACCAUGUUUUAUGCAAAUAAAAUUUCUGAUUUAUGAAUUAUGUGUGACCAAUAAAUUUGAAAAAUGUUAUUUAAAUUCUGUUAUAAAUAUAAAAUUGUGUAUUUUACAA